AAGGGUUAAAGCUUACAUUUUCAAAACAACGUCAAGCUGAGAGAGCGAGAGAAAGUGAGAGAGAGAAAGUGUGCGAGAAAGAAAGAGCGAAACUGUAGGUGAGGGGGCCUACACAGCUAAAGCAGUCAGAUGUGGGAGGGUCUUGGAGGCGUGGUGGCCUACUCCUCCCAGUGUGUAAGCAAGCAGUUGGUUAAGAUUCAGUCUAAAGGUAGAGCCUCAGAACAGAAGACUGACUCCACUGAACUUAAGGCUGCAUCACUGGUGGACAGGCAGGCUGCAGCAGAGCCCCUGUCAGUCUCCAAGUGUAGGGUCAGUAGGAGCACCAUGUCCCCAGGGGCUGCAACAGGAAGAGGGCUGCCAGAGGCAAAGCAGGAGGCCGGGGGAGAGGGAGGGACCCAGAGGGGCAGCAGAGAGCCUCUCAGCUCACAGACCCGAGGAGAGGCACAUGACUCCCCCCUCUUUCACUGGAGCAAGAAACACCACUGACUCUGGAGCGAGAGAAGAAACUCUCCAGACUCAGAGAAGCCAACCUCAAGGCUGUUCACAACAUAGGACCACAGGUCCAUAGAACAUAAAAACAGAACUGGGAUCUUACAAUUACGCAAUAUCUGGAUACAUCUUACUCCUGCCAAUGGAUUAACUGAGAGGACUGUUAUCUUUUUGGAUACAAGCACAGGUAUUGACGGAGUUACUUGCUGUUCUUUUUAAAACCUUGGGCUUUCUGGAAAAACAAGUUGACGGUGGUAUUUGCAUGAGAACACAUUCUUAUGCUUAGAAACCAUUGGAUGGAAUGAAAGUGAUGGUAGGGGGUAUAUUUUUCCAGCUAGUGUACUUUUAUGCUGGGGGAUGAGGCUAACGCUUAACUGGAAAGUACAUAGAUAACAUCAACUGAUGUGUACCCCUGAAAGUAAGGAAACUUAUUUUGUCCUCCAUUCUUUGGAAUUAUCUUGUACAAUUGAUCGCUGCUUUCCCACAGAAACUUUCCCAUUGUUGUAUUGACAUUCAUCAACACUCCCAUCCUCCAAACCCUACAACACUCCUCCCUAAAUAUGUAUAACAGCACUCUAGAGACUGAUGGCAUCAGUUAUCUGGGCUUGAGCCAAAGCAACUUGAGCUGCAUUAAGAGUGAUGGCUUCAAGUACACCAUGUACACCUCAGUCUUCAGCCUGGUCUUCAUAGUUGGGCUGCUCUUCAACAUGGUCGCAGUCUACAUCUUUGCCUGCACGCUGAAGCUGCGCAACGAGACCACGACCUACAUGAUGAACCUGGUGGUGUCCGACCUGCUCUUCGUCCUCACCCUGCCCUUCAGGAUCUUCUACUUCAUCAACCGAGACUGGCCGUUCGGCAGGGUGCUCUGCCAGCUCUCAGUCUCCCUCUUCUACACCAACAUGUACAGCAGCAUCCUCUUCCUCACCUGCAUCAGCGUGGACCGCUUCCUGGCCAUCGUCCACCCAUUCCGAUCGCAGGCGCUGCGGACGAAACGGAACGCCAAGCUGGCCUGCUGUGCCGUGUGGGUGUUGGUGCUGUCUGGCAGCCUGCCGACGGGCUUCCUCCUCGACACCACCUCGCUCAGGAACGAAAACUCCAACUCCUCCGUCAACUACUGCUUCGAGAACUUCUCCAACAAGCAGUGGCAGUCCAGUCUGUCCAAGGUGGUUGUGUUUAUUGAGACAGUGGGAUUCCUGAUUCCGUUGUUACUCAACGUCUUCUGCUCUGUCUCGGUCCUCCAAACGCUGCGCCAGCCCCAGGCCAUCAACCGGGGCGGCCAACUCAACAAGACCAAGAUCCUGAGGAUGAUCGUGGUUCAUCUCCUCAUCUUCUGCUUCUGCUUCAUCCCUUAUAACGUCAACCUGGUGUUCUACGCCCUGGUCCGCACCAAGCUGCUGAAAGGCUGCAUUGUGGAGUCGGUGGUGAGGACCAUCUACCCUAUCACCCUCUGCAUUGCGGUCACCAACUGCUGUUUCGACCCAGUCAUCUACUACUUCACCUCCGAGACCAUCCAGAACUCCAUCAAACGGAAGUCGAUGGCAAUUCGCAACAACAAUAAGAUGUGCGUGGGGCUUCAGACAGAUACGCUGAAGAGCCAGAGCACCAUGCAGAACAACCUGACGACUCAGAGAGAAAAAGUAUUUCACAAUGAAUCCACUGUGUGACGUCACCACCCGAAGGAGCCACUUUGAUGACGCAUCAGUGCAACAUGAUAUGACAUCAAUAUUUCAGAUGACUCAAUUGUUGGUGCAACAUGCCCAGACUAUCUAAAGCAAAAGAUGGGAGAUGGGUGGUCUGGAGUAGAUUCUAUAAGAACCAUGGCAUCACAGGAACACAGGAAGCAAACCCUUAUGUGCGGUUGCAUUAAGGGUACCCACUAAGUCCGUUGACUCAGCUCUGAGUGUUGUCGUGUUAAGGGCAAUUCCAGGAUAACAGUGACAUUAACUAGGUUUCUAUUCAAUUGGCGAAAUAUUUAUGCAAAUACUCUAAAAUCUGCACAUUUUCCCACCAGUGAUGCAUUUCUACCAAACUAACUUGUUGCAGCAGUCAAGCAACGGUCAUCGUGUCACCAGAAUAAGAGCCGCGAUAUUUAUUGGAAAGGAGCAUCAAGAUCAGUGUGCACUUUCACCACCCU
Molecule: messenger RNA, 2623 nt
Organism: Coregonus clupeaformis (lake whitefish)
Lineage: Eukaryota; Metazoa; Chordata; Actinopteri; Salmoniformes; Salmonidae
Product: lysophosphatidic acid receptor 6-like
Exons: 1
Coding region: 1050-2153 (367 amino acids)
Biological process (GO): phospholipase C-activating G protein-coupled receptor signaling pathway; positive regulation of Rho protein signal transduction
Cellular component (GO): membrane
Molecular function (GO): lysophosphatidic acid receptor activity
Source: RefSeq, a predicted model, not a curated record